Antechinus flavipes (yellow-footed antechinus) is the source of this 987-nucleotide messenger RNA. Its product is annotated as atypical chemokine receptor 3-like. Gene Ontology annotation, biological process: chemotaxis; G protein-coupled receptor signaling pathway; vasculogenesis. Gene Ontology annotation, molecular function: chemokine binding; G protein-coupled receptor activity; coreceptor activity. Lineage: Eukaryota; Metazoa; Chordata; Mammalia; Dasyuromorphia; Dasyuridae. The record is from RefSeq and is a predicted model, not a curated record. Gene Ontology annotation, cellular component: membrane.
AUGGAUUCCUUCUCCUUUGAUUACUCAGAACCAGUAAAUUUCACAGAUAUCAAUUGGACAUGCACCAGAGGAGAUUGCAUCACCGUGGACACCGUCAUGUGUCCUAGCACGACAGGCCGAAACGUCCUGUUGUAUAUCCUCUCUAUCUUUUAUAUUUUCAUCUUUGUAGUCAGGAUGAUAGCCAACUCAGUGAUGGUCUGGGUGAAUCUCCAGGCCAAUGAAGGUUACGAGACUCACCUGUACAUCUUAAAUCUGGCCAUCGCCAAUCUGUGUGUGGUUGUCACCAUUUCCAUCUGGGUGGUCUCUCUGGUCCAGCACAACCAGUGGCCCAUGGGGGAGCUUACCUGUAAGAUCACUCACCUCAUUUUCUCCAUCAACUUUUUUGGCAGUAUCUUCUUCCUGACCUACAUGAGUGUGAACUGCUAUCUCUCCGUGACCUAUUUCACCAACACCAGCUGCCGAAAGAAGAAGGUCAUCUGCCGGCUCAUCUGUAUUUUCGCGUGGCUCCUGGCCAUCUGUGUCUCCCUGCCAGACGCCUACUAUCUGAAGACGGUCACCUCGGCCGCCAACAACGAGACCUACUGCCACUCCAUCUACCUGGAGCAUAGCAUCAAGGAGUGGCUGCUGGGCAUGGAGCUGCUCUCUGUGGUCCUGGGCUUCAUCAUCCCUUUCUCCAUCAUUGUAGUCUUCUAUUUCCUAUUCGCCAGAGCCAUCUCAGCCUUGAGGAACCAGGAGAAACACAGCAACCAGAAGAUCAUUUUCUCCUACAUCAUCGUCUUCCUCAUCUGCUGGUUACCCUAUCACGCCGUGGUGCUUCUAGAUAUCUUCUCCUUCCUCCAUUUUAUUCCCUUCAACUGUCAGCUGGAAAACUUCUUCUACACAGCCCUCCAUGUCACUCAGUGUCUGUCCCUGGUGCACUGCUGUGUCAACCCGGUAUUCUACAGCUUCAUUAACUGAAACUGGAAUACCUGGCAACCUGAGAGGAUG